AUGCUAUUCAACCCACGGGAUGGGUCGCUCCCAGGAGCAUCAUGGGCUUGGAAAAAAAUGAUGCGAUUCGGUGUCGCAUUUCUGGUUAUAAUAGGCUUCGUCGUCAUGCUAUGGCCCUCAGCAGAGCCGAUCAAAAUGCCGCUGACAACGGUGUCCAACAUCACCAUCUCCCCAGAUGUCCGCUGUGAACUGGAUUACGAUCUGUUGACCAGACUCGACGUUCUUAACGUCGCUCAAUAUACCCGCCGUGAAAUUGUGGUCGAUACGACGGAGGAACCAGUGCCCUACACCACGCGGCUCGAGCAGCCGCUUUUGGGUGUGAAGAAGGGCACCGAGGGAGCCGCAGAUGGAUGCUCGAUACCCAUACCUAUGGCUGUGACAGUUCCCAAACCCCCAAAAUUGCCGAUCGCUUCACACAUCGAUUUCGGAGUCGCCACCAGCGUGGAGCGAUUGAACGAUUCUCUCGAUGCGUUCGCGCACUGGGCUGGAUACACACGGACUCGUAUUUUCGCUUUGAUUGAAACUGAUAGAUCGGAAAAUGGAAUCCGUGAUGUCAAGGCCAAAGCCGAAGAUCUUGGUAUCAACCUGUUCAUCACCGAGUCGGACGAUGACUACCUGCACCGAUACUUCGCCCUCAUCCCCCUUCUGGAAGAAAAUGCCCGGGAGUCGACCCGCUGGGGCUGUAUCAUCGAUGACGAUACCUUCUUCCUAUCCAUGGCCAGCUUGGUGGAAGCACUGGACAAGUACGAUCACACCAAGUCCAUGUACAUCGGCGGGCUAUCAGAGUCGAUCCCGCAGAUUGCGACAUUCGGAAUGAUCGGAUUCGGAGGCGCAGGCGUCUUCUUAUCGCGUCCUCUGAUGACAGAAAUCACUAACAAAUAUGACGAGUGCUCUGCCAUGGAUUUCACCGGUGAUCGCCGCAUCGCAAUCUGCGUCUACCGCUACACCCAAACCCGCCUAACAGUCGACCACCGUCUCCGUCAGCUUGACCUGAUGCACGACGCAUCCGGCUUUUUCGAGUCCGGCCGCGAGCCCCCGCUCACAGUGCAUCACUGGAAAUCAUGGUUCCACGCCGACAUGCCCAAGUUGGCAGUGAUCUCCGAGCUGUGCGGCGACACCUGCCUCCUCCGACAAUGGCACUUUGGCGAUGGCUGGAUCCUGACAAAUGGCUACUCCGUCAUCAAGUACCACUACGACCCCGAUGAGGGCGAUCUCGCCAUGGAGCAGACGUGGGAUGCGCACAACGGCGCCAAUGAAGAGUCAUACUUGCAUGAGCUUGGUCCGCUCCGUCGUAAGGACGAGGAUAAGAAGAGCUUUCAGUUGCAGGAUGCCGUCGUUGAGGAGAAUGGCCGUGUGACGCAGUGGUAUGUUCUUCGUGAUCCGAAGAAGGGCGAUGAGAUCCUGGAGCUGUCAUGGCGCAAGAGGUAA
Penicillium soppii is the source of this 1428-nucleotide messenger RNA. RefSeq names its product glycosyltransferase family 31 protein. Gene Ontology annotation, cellular component: membrane. The record is from RefSeq and is a predicted model, not a curated record. Gene Ontology annotation, molecular function: acetylglucosaminyltransferase activity. Bases 1 to 1428 code for a protein of 475 amino acids. Lineage: Eukaryota; Fungi; Ascomycota; Eurotiomycetes; Eurotiales; Aspergillaceae. The transcript has a single exon.